Messenger RNA from Acanthosepion pharaonis, 1119 nucleotides. Lineage: Eukaryota; Metazoa; Mollusca; Cephalopoda; Sepiida; Sepiidae. The record is from the annotation of a GenBank genome assembly.
AUGGAAAUGCAUUCCAUCGUUUUCUCAUUAUUUUUCUUAUUUCUUUUUAUUCUUUCUUUCGUGAGAAUUUCAUGGUUUUCUCAUUACCGUCUUUCUUUAUUUCUUUCUUUCUUUUGUAAGAAUUCCAUGGUUUUCUCAUUAGCUUUUCUUUCUUUCUUUCUUUCUUUUUUCUUUCUUUUCUUUUCUUUCUUUCUUUCUUUCUUUCUUUCUUUCUUUCUUUCUUUCUUAAGCAUUCCAUGGUUUUCUCAUUUCUUUCUUUCUUUCUUUCUUUCUUUCUUUUGUAAGAAUUCCAUGGUUUUCUUAUUAGCUUUUCUUUCUUUCUUUCUUUCUUUCUUUCUUAAGCAUUCCAUGGUUUUCUCAUUUCUUUCUUUCUUCCUUUUUUCUUUCUUUUGUAAGAAUUCCAUGCUUUUUUUUCUUUCUUUCUUAAGCAUUACAUGGUUUUCUAAUUUCUUUCUUUCUCUCUUUCUUUCUUUCUUUCUUUCUUUCUUAUUUUUAUUUCUUUCUUUCUUAAGCUUUCAAAGGCGUUAUUUCGGGGGGUUGCUUUCUGAUUGUGGGCUGCGUUCUGCUGCUGCUGAUGAUCCACUUGUCAUCAGCCUAAUCGCACAAAUUGAAAACAACCACAUCGAAUUUCAUUCCUUAUUUUUCAAUGAUUUGUCACCGAGUCGCGCACGCACAUUGAUGCAAGCCACGGGCGAUACACCAAUAUCUUCCUCGCUUGAUAAAAAUAGCAAAGAUAAAAAAUUUGAAGUAUCUAUCUAUCUCUCUAUCUAUCUCUCUAUCUAUCUAUCUAUCUAUCUAUCUCUCUCUCUCUAUCUAUCUAUCUAUCUAUCUCUCUCUCUAUCUCUCUCUCUCUCUAUCUAUCUAUCUCUCUAUCUAUCUAUCUAUCUAUCUAUCUAUCUCCAUGAGAGUAUUAUAUCGAAUAUUGACUAUUUUAUCUAUCUAUCUAUCUAUCUAUCUAUCUAUCUAUCUAUCUAUCUAUCUAUUAGACCAAUCAAGGCUAUAGACCCUGGCUAUCCUUCUUGUAAGCCAACCAUGGCUAUAAGCUCCACUCCGUCCUUUUCCUGUGCCAAUCAAGGCUAUAGGCUCCCGUCUGUUCUUUUAGACCAGUCAAGACUAUAG